Molecule: messenger RNA, 1277 nt
Organism: Drosophila arizonae
Lineage: Eukaryota; Metazoa; Arthropoda; Insecta; Diptera; Drosophilidae
Source: RefSeq, a predicted model, not a curated record
UCCAAUGCGGACAAUCACUCGCUCUGCUCCACAAAAUGUAUAUAGGUAUGUAUAUAUUAUAUAUUGAAAGAAAUGCCGUUAAAUAUGUACCAUAAAGAUUUACACCUUUUGCCAAUCAAUUAACACGCACGCACACGCACACACACAUAUAACACAUAGAUGUAGAGUGCGUGAAAGAGAGGUACUUUCAUUACUCAUUGGCGGCAAUUUCUUGACUUGAAUUUUUGUUUUCUAUUUGCCUUGUUUUACAGCUCUCGUUGCUGUUGCUGUUGUUGUUGUUGUUGUUGUUGAUUACGCGACUUUUACGCGCAUUUCAUAAUACAACACGUAAUGGCAAAUAAAUUUCUUUUCUUUAACUGGCGAAUUUCACAAAACUAACCAAAUUUGGUACACAAAGAAUUUGUUUACUUUCACGCAUUUGAUUUGCAUAACGAAACUCAGCAUCCACCAAAUGCUGUAAAUCUCUUCUCACAUUGAUUAUGUACACUGUAUCUAGUAGUAGUAUAUUCUGUUUUUGUUGCGUAUAUCGAGUGACGACUGUUUACCGCAUCAGCUACUUUGCCGAGUGUCUCGCGUGGGCCGUAGACGUAAACGUAAACUAAAACGUAAACGUAAACGCAAACGCGCACGCGCACAGUUCUCAGCGACAACUACGACAACGACAACAACGACGACGACGGCGCGGACUGCUGAUUGUGUUAUGAACCGGUCGCUGGCUGUGGAGCUAAUGAAAUGCGAGCUACGGUUCUGAGAGCUGUCGGUUGAGUUGAGUGCCCAGAACAAUGCAGUCGGCGUCGCAGUCGCAGUCGCUGUCGACGUCGCAGCUAGCGUACAUUUUAACACGCGCAUUUGCCCUUUACGGUGGAAAGUUCUCAUGUACCCUUAAUAGGUACCAGCGGCUGUCGUCGCUCCAGCUAACAAUGCCAUGCUCCCAUAACAAGGACAGCUCUUUCGAUUCGCCAGAGCCCAAGCCAAAGCCAAAGCCAAAGCCAGAGCCAGAGCCAAAGCAGAGCCAUUCAAAUUGCGAGCAAAGUCAAAGUCAGUUGCCACUGGCAUUGGCCAUGGCUUUGGCACUGGCAAUGGCACUGACUAUGGCAGCAUCCGCAUCCUAUAAAACAAUAUGCAAGGGCAGUCGAAAUCGAGGAGAAUCCAAGCCAACAAACGAACGAACAAACAGCCAACCGAGCGCAGAGCGAAACGUAAAAAGCGAACGACUUUUGCAGCAUCACGUUUCACGAAUUCGCGGCAGAACACGUCCCUGUUCCUGGGCGCAUUAA